This is a messenger RNA of Aspergillus ochraceoroseus IBT 24754, 2374 nucleotides long. It is a transcript of the gene mfs56, whose product is annotated as putative MFS multidrug transporter. Gene Ontology annotation, cellular component: fungal-type vacuole membrane. Gene Ontology annotation, molecular function: basic amino acid transmembrane transporter activity. Lineage: Eukaryota; Fungi; Ascomycota; Eurotiomycetes; Eurotiales; Aspergillaceae. Bases 279 to 2240 code for a protein of 653 amino acids. Gene Ontology annotation, biological process: basic amino acid transport; transmembrane transport. The record is from RefSeq and is a predicted model, not a curated record. The transcript has 7 exons.
GUCCAUCCAUAUGGUAACCAUUUGUUUUCUUCUAGCCAAUCAUCUCAAGCGUAGGGCGGCGAGAUAGAUGCUGGUCAGCACAGCCCACGAGCAGAACAGACUAUUACCUUUGGAAUCAAAUGUUCAGAAUAACGUCAGGGUUACUAGCAGAGCAGCCAUGGCUUGACCUUUUGACUACACUCGACAUUUCAUAUAAAUAAUACUCCCCGCUCCUUGUGUUAUGCUUGACGGUCAAAACAUCCAUCGUCUUGUACUACACCGCGAAAAUACUUGUGCCAAUGGCCUACUAUCUAUACAAGAAGAUCAAGGCGUCCAGGGAAGCUUCUAAAGCUCAACCCUCCAACCCGCUCUCCAACGAAACGAAGCCAGCAUGCCCCCAUGUAGCCCAAUCACGACAUGCACAAGUCUUCAAUCCAACAGAGGGUAACGAGCUGCGUGAUUUGGCAUCAAUUUCAUUGACAGGUGCUCCCCGAGAGAGCCAGCCCCCUAGGUCCAGCACGUCCGAAUGUGCUUUUUGCAAAGAGGAGGUGCGCCGGAGACGAAUCUAUAGGUGGAAGGUUAUCCUCGGGUUGUUUCUACCGUACAUGCUUGCGACAAUUGACUUGACAAUUGUUGCCACUGCGGUUCCUUCCAUCGCGUCGCAUUUUGGCCAGCUUAACCAACUAAGCUGGAUCAUUACGGCAUUUACCUUGACCUCCACCACGUUCAUACCCACAUUCGGUCAGCUUGCAGAUGUUUUUGGUCGCCAUGCUACCCUCCAGGUCGCCUUGUUCCUCAUGCUCAUCGGGAGUACGCUUUGCGCCGCUGCACAGACGUGGGGUAUGCUUCUGUUUGGGCGAGCGCUUCAGGGUAUGAGCUCCGCGGGCCUCAUGAACAUCAUCAUGAUCAUCCUGGCGGACAGGGUUUCACUGAACGAGAACGCAAAAAACAAUUCAAUUUUUGCUUUUGUCGGCGGCGUUGGAUACUCGAUCGGCCCAGUUGUCGGAGGUUACUUGACUGAUGCGAAUUGGCGAUAUUGUUUCGUUAUUUCUAUUGCAAUCGCGUUUGCCUCCCAUAUAAUUAUCCACAUACUGCUCCGCAACGAACUCGUGGAAGGAACCUAUUUCCGAAAGGGCUCGCGUCGCUCCUCUUUCUUACCGGCCCUUGCUACCCUUGACUUUGGUGGCGCCAUUCUUUUCAUUUUAGGUGUCGGAUUGAUUGUACUUGGGAUAUCAUGGGGUGGCUCUACCUACCCUUGGAAAUCGGCCAAGGUGCUGGCACCACUGGUUGUUGGAGGCAUUUGCUUCGUUCUGUUUUUCGUUUACGAGUAUCUCCUGGAACAGGGCAGGAUGUUUGCUCGCAUCUUCCCCAGCCAAUCGCCAAUGUUGCCGUACAGCUUGUUUAGCCGGUUGGACACCUUGUGGCUGGCCGUGCUCCAGUUCGCUACAGGCGCAGCCAUGUACUCCGUUUUCUAUUACGUCGGGGUAUACUUUACAAUUGUAGAGGACUACGCUACGUCCAAGUCUGGAGUCCAGCUGCUUUUUUAUAUCCCUGGACUUGGCGCUGGUGUGUAUAUCGCCAUGUUCAUGUGCAACAUACGACCAGCACAGACCUUUUUCCCACUCACCCUGGGAACCUUCCUCGAAACUGCCGGCUUAGCUGUCAUGACCUGGGGAAUCCAUGCCCAGAAAACCGGCGUAAUCAAUGCAAUGAUGGUCAUCGCCGGAGCCGGGACAGGAAUUCGUCUGAUGCCAGGAAACUUGCACGCGGCAGGGGUGUGGCCGGACCGUAUUGCAGCAGCAUUGUCUCUGAUGAGAUUUGCUCAGCCGUUUGGCGGUACAGUCUCAAUCAGCAUCAUGGGCUCGGUAUAUAACAACAAACUCGGAACAUUCGGUGGAUUGACCUCCGGCGAUAGUACGGGCUCUAGCAGCACUGACUCUCUGUCUGCAAUUGAUAGUCUACCAUCCUCAGUGCAGGUUAUUAUUCGGAGCUACGCACGCGAGGCUAUCAUGUGGGCAUAUAUUUCUAUCCUGCCUAUCCUCGGAAUCAGCGUGAUUACGGGUCUCUUUUUGGGAAAUGUCUGGAUUAACAAGAGGAAGAAGUCUGAAGAGGUGGAAAGUAACAAUGGCACCGUCGAGGAUGAUUCGUACAGUGAAGUAAUUUACGUGCCCUAUCUAUAUGCUCUGUUUACGGGAUCGAUUGAGAGGCACAAACAUAUCAGCAGGCCAGUGCAGCACAAUACUCUGUCUCCUGAUUCUUGAGAUUCACAGGCCCUCUUGGUCCUUGGAGGCUUUUUGGUACCCAAUCGUGCGCUGGAGCUGCAAAGCAACCACUUUUGCAUUUUAUGUAUACUUAUACUGCUUUUUGCCAAUGUUAUAAUCAAAUUUAAUUUCUG